This is a messenger RNA of Annulohypoxylon truncatum, 1413 nucleotides long. RefSeq lists its product as uncharacterized. The record is from RefSeq and is a predicted model, not a curated record. The transcript has a single exon. The coding region runs from base 219 to 1175 and encodes 318 amino acids. Gene Ontology annotation, molecular function: ribosome binding; translation initiation factor activity. Gene Ontology annotation, biological process: mitochondrial translational initiation; ribosome disassembly. Lineage: Eukaryota; Fungi; Ascomycota; Sordariomycetes; Xylariales; Hypoxylaceae. Gene Ontology annotation, cellular component: mitochondrion.
CUUUAACUCUAAAUCUGAAAGCUAAUCCAUAACCGUGGAACCUUAAAAACUCAAUUGCAAAAAUAGCGAAUCUUCAACAACGUCAUUUUUCAGCCUCAACAGCGGCACCGUUGGCUGAGAUCGUCCUGUACCUAUGUAAACCUGAAUAAUACUCGAUAUCAUUGCCUUUCUCUCCCCAAGGAUUCAAGCGCAGCAAAGGACCUAACACACCACCCAAGAUGGCGCACCCACGCUGCCUCGCCCACGCCUCCCCGGCGCGAGCACUCCACCGAGUCCUCAUCUCAGACCUGCCCACCGCCGCAGCGCCGUCCCUCGGACGACAAACAGCCACCUACCUCCUCCCGCCGCGGCUCUUCUCCUCCUACACCCAACUCCUCCCCAUCACCACCAGACGACCAAUCCCCUCCCCGCCGACCGCGGCGCAGACCCGGUUCCUCAGCACGACCCCCGCGCUGCGGCGCGCGCCCACCUUCGGGCAGCGCCUGACGAACAGCAACAUCCCAUACAACUGGGUCCGCAUCGCCGACGACGACGGGCUCUCGGAGCCGCAGCCCAUAACCGAAAUCCUCGCCUCUCUGGACCCGAAAACGCAGACGCUGGUCAUGGUCGCGCCCCCUCCCUCCUCCGCCCCAGAAUCCAACCUAACCUCCUCCGACUUCACCUCCUCCCCCUCCCCGUCCUCCCCCUCCGAUCCCGCGGCGCCGCCCGCGGCCAUAUGCCGCAUCUACGACAACGCGACCGUCGCCGCCGCCGAAGCCGCGGCCGAGCUCGCGCUGCGCCGGAAGAUGGCCGCCACGAAGGAGCUCGAGAUGAGCUGGAGCAUCACGCCGCACGACCUGAAGCACAAGCUGAAGAAGAUGCGCGAGUUCCUGUCCAAGGGGCUGGCCGUCGAGGUCGUGCUCGCCAAGAAGCGGCGCGGCCGCGCCGCCACCAAGGAAGAGGCCGAGGCCGUCCUGGCUGCGAUCCGCGCUGCGGCCGCCGAGGUCGAGGGCGCCAAGGAGAAUAGGAAGAUGGACGGCGCGGUCGGCGGUGUCGCCAAGGUCUUCUUCGAGGGGCCUGUCGAGAAGAGGAAGAGGAAGAAGAGGGAUAUAGAGGAAGAGGCAGCGGCAGCGGCGGCGGCGGCGGCGGCGGCGGCGGCGGCGGGAGAGGAGGUGGUGGUUGGGGAGUCCGUUUAGUUGUUAAGACUGCUCGGGAAUCAUUGGGAAAAUUCGCGGACUAUGUCGGCGAUGACUGGAUCCGUGAAGGACCCCCGCUUCAUUGGCUGGUGGGAUGGGUAUCUAGAAGGCUUUGGUGGCGCAUCUACUUGCAUCUAGAUCUCGCCCUACGUUUAAACAACUAAACUUAGAGCCGAAUAGAAGCACGUAAUGACAAAACUACGAUACCUCAUUCGUGAGGCCUCUUACACAUCAAUAU